Molecule: messenger RNA, 1975 nt
Organism: Phytophthora nicotianae INRA-310
Lineage: Eukaryota; Oomycota; Peronosporomycetes; Peronosporales; Peronosporaceae
Exons: 1
Coding region: 212-1783 (523 amino acids)
Biological process (GO): phosphate ion transmembrane transport
Cellular component (GO): membrane
Molecular function (GO): phosphate transmembrane transporter activity
Source: RefSeq, a predicted model, not a curated record
CCGGGCUCCACGCUUCUCUCGUCAAUACGUUAGUCUCCGCCUUGUCGGGGUUUAGCCCACGCAACGAAUCUCGGUCAGUUCGUAAGUUCUAACGAAAUGGUUUGAUGGUUACACAAGGCCGUACAGUCACCUCAGCGCGCUGUCAGUGAAGGCCGGUCACACUCCAACUCGCCUCCCUGUACGCAGUUGCAGGCUUCUCUAAGUCACCACCAUGUCUGCUGAAGUUGUAACAUGUGCCGUCGGUAUAUUCGACUGCGCGGUUAAAGACGAUGACGCAACUUGUGCUCCCUACAAUGACAAAUACUGGAGCCUCCAGUCGUCUGAGUGGAUGCUGGUCUUUGGCUUCAUCGUUAUGGCAGGGAUGGCCUGGCAGGUCGGCGCCAACGACGUUGCGAAUGCGUUCGGUACUAGUGUCGGCUCUAGAGCCAUCAACUGCAGAACGGCAUGCUUGAUGGGGGGCGCGGCGAACUGGUUGGGCGCCGUGACACUGGGCUACGGUGUGUCAAGCACAAUUCAGAGCGGUGUGGCUAAAGUUUCUGACGAAAACUGCUGGGCUUGCGGGUAUUGUGAUAGCCAGAUCAGUGUCUACGCACUCGGUAUGCUUGCAGCUCUAUUCGGUGGAGCUUUCUUCAUGUUUGCGGUAACUCACUACGCGAUGCCUGUGAGUACAACACAUGCGACCGUCGGAGGCAUCAUUGGCGUCACGACUAUCGGCGUAGGAGGGCAUUGUUUAAACUGGGACUUUGAAAAUGGACUGGCCGGCAUUGUGUCGUCUUGGGCAACGUCCCCUGUGCUAUCAGGCAUUGCUGGGAUUAUCAUCUACCUGGGGACACACUAUACAAUCAUGGGCUCCAAGCACAAGGUGCGCAACGCACUAUGGUCAGUGCCAAUUUUGUACGGAUUGUCGACAUUCUUCGUCUUCUUCAUGAUCUUCCUCGACGCAAUAGCCACCCAGAGUCUAAACAAAGGUAUCAUGGCGGGUGCUAGUGCUGCCUGUAGCUUAGUAGUCGCUGGUAUUACGCAGAUCUUUCUCGUACCUUAUAUCCGUGAGCGAUUGCCGUCGAAGACAGGAAAUUUCUUGGUUGAAGAUGAAGAGGACGAUGAGGACUUAUACGAGCAGCAUUCGUUGGUCAUGACGCCAGAUAUCAACGGAGACAAGGUCCCUACUAUUGUCGAAGAUGGCAGUCGUCUAUCAGACUCGAGUGUCAUGAGUGAGGCGGAUGCGCAUCUAUUCGCCGAAAUGGGCAGGCUAACCGGGGAGGAGAAAGAUGCCAUGUUCAUUUUUCGUUACCUUCUCGUCAUGGUGGCAACACUCGAAUCUUUCGCCCAUGGCGCCAACGAUACUGCGAAUGCUACUGCUCCUGUGGCCGCAUUAUUUAACAUCUACGAUAACGGAUUUGGCGGUUGCUCCAACCUCGAUACUCCAGUGUGGAUCAUGGCCAUUGCUGGCUGCUUCGUGUGUCUUGGUAUUAUAUUCCAAGGUGCACCAGUCAUGGAGACAAUCGGUAAACGUAUCUCUCACGUAGAUAUGCACCGCGGCUUCGCAAUGGAGUUAUCAUCGACCGUGACAGUCGUGAUCGCUACAUUACUGAAGCUGCCAGUAUCCACGACACACUGCGAGGUUGGCUCGGUCGUUUUUGUUAGUCUCAUCAAUCCUGGAUGGCGGAAGAUGUCAUUUCCAAUGAUGGGGAAGAUUUUUCUGAGCUGGCUGCUCACAGUGCCCACUGCCGGUGUAAUCUCUGCCUUCUUGACGAUGAUCUUUCGCUCAUAUGUCCGGAACUGACUUACGUUGAUUAGGAGACUUUGGCUCAGAGUCUAGCAUCCAGCUUGUUUUGUGAAAGUGCAGACUUCGCACCGUUUUGGUCCAAGUACUGUACAUGUAGCGUUUUACUCCAUCUUUCGCUUCCUCUGAAGCUUCAGAUGGCUUUGAUUGCUCAAAUCAUAAAAAAAAAAACUGCAUGAAUGUUGACUGGGU